Molecule: messenger RNA, 917 nt
Organism: Saccostrea cuccullata (small rock oyster)
Lineage: Eukaryota; Metazoa; Mollusca; Bivalvia; Ostreida; Ostreidae
Exons: 7
Source: RefSeq, a predicted model, not a curated record
AUCCUUUGAGGAGGUUUUACAAAAAGAGUGGAUCAAGUGUACCUUUUUUCAACCUGAGUAAAAGCGUUGUUAAUGCCUUCUCUGAUAAAGUGGCGAACCUAAAACAGAUAUUGCUCGGUUUAGGCGACAUUGAAGCAAACUCAAUAAAAGCAGCGAAAUCAUCUGAGGAAUGUAUUGAACUUAUCAAGGAGAACAACCUUUUUAACCCUAGAGAUGUGAUUUACAUGCAAUACUUACUAAAGGAGGCAGGAUGCAAUGAAGUUUACGAAAAAUGCAUUGAAUAUGCAAUAAAGGCAAAAGCUAUGUGCUUUUAUGAAAACCCGCAAGAAAAUGGAUUCAUACAAGUAAAAUUUCACAUAUGUGUAAACCUUCAGGAGUACAAUGAACAAGAAAUUGCGUGCAUAAAAAAGACAGUCGAAGAUAUUUUGGAAUGCAGGGAAGAUGAAAUUAAGAUUGCAGGACUUUGUAAUGCCAAAGGUUUUAUUCUAAUUCUUUCAAUAAAGGAAAAGUACGCCAAGGACCUUACUUCAUUAAAUCAGCAUCAAUGUGAAAAACUCAAGAAACUGAAUGUGGAUUAUAUCAUUGUUGGUGAAAGAAAAAUAGAUAUGGAAAGCCAAAAAUCAAGUUUUAUGAAAAAGACCAAUGAGAUCACCAUAAAUAAGGACAAACAGACACCUGGUAGAACAGCUCGAUUCAGUUUAAAAGCUGCAGCUAUUAAACGUUACUAUAGGGACGAACUGGCUGUGCCAGCAAUUGUCGAUUUGAUAAAGGAAUGGAUCAACUCUUUUGCAGAGAAGCAGGACCUUACUCAAGACCACGACGUAUUAGCAGAUCUCCAGAGCCUGCAAGAAGAGGCAGAUGGGCGCCUAGUUCUUCAGGCAGCUCAUGCAGCAAGGCAGGGCUAUAGUGCCACAUAG